Messenger RNA from Aquila chrysaetos chrysaetos, 2215 nucleotides. It is a transcript of the gene NKPD1, whose product is annotated as NTPase KAP family P-loop domain containing 1. The record is from RefSeq and is a predicted model, not a curated record. The transcript is spliced from 4 exons. NCBI's taxonomy places the organism in Eukaryota, Metazoa, Chordata, Aves, Accipitriformes, Accipitridae.
AUGGAGCCAGAGGCGUUGUCUGGGGGUGCCUGCUCGCUGGUGUGUGGGGGGGCCCUGGCAGGACCUCCGGGGUGCCACGAGGAGCAGCUGGCCUGCCUGGGCCCAGGGGGGGAUGCCUGCGCCUGCCGCGACGGCGCCUUCGUGGAGGUGGAGACCGGGGAGCACCAAGAGGCGCUGACGGAGGAUGACAUCUACUGCCGCUGCCUCUCCAAGACACUGUGCCACAUGGCCACCCCUGUCACCGUCAGCUUCUACGCCCCCUGCAGCCACCGCCUCGACUCCCUGCUGCACAAGGUCACCAGCUUCAUGCAGGAGGAGAUGGUGCAGCAGGAAGAGGCUGAGCUGCGCCGGAGCCACCAGAAGCCGCAUAGCCCUGAGGGUUGGGGGUUGCUCCUGGUCCUCUGGUAUUUGGCCUUCUACAAGCCCGUCAUCACCGAGGGCCACCUGAGGAGGAAGAACAUCAAGUUCAUCUUCAUCUGCUUCAGCGCCUGGCAGUAUGCUGGCUGCGACAAACUCUGGGCCGGUUUGGUCACCACCCUCUGCAACAGCAUCUGCCACCAUUUUGGAGCUCUGCCCCUCAGCGUCUACCACGUCACAGGCACCCGACCCCACUUCGCCUCCGGCUUCAGCCAAAAAGAGUGGGUCCUCAAGAAGGGCACCUGCCUCAAGCUUUGGGGGAUGCUCUUUGUCCUGGCCACUGGCCUCAGCAUCCUCCUGGUAGCCCUCUUGGUGCCCAGCAUCAAGGACCACCAUGCCUUGAAGGUGGUGGGCAGCGCCGUCACCUCACUCUCCGGUUCCAGUUUGGUUUUGGGAGCUUUGUCCAUCCUGAAGAACCUGUUGGUUAGUGAGAAGCAGAAGAUUGAGCGGUUGACCAACAGCAAGAGGUUCACCAGUCAGCUGGGCUUCAUGAGCAAGGUGCGCAAUGAGGUGGAGGUGCUGGUCAACUUUUUGGCCUUCAUGGAGAUCUUUGAAUGCCGACAGCUCCGCAUGGUGCUGGAGAUCACCAGCCUGGACAUCUGCUACCCGGAGAAGGUGGCCGGCGUCCUCAAUGCCAUGAACACCUUGCUCUCCGAUGCCAACACCCCCUUCAUCUUCAUCUUGGCCAUGGACCCCAGCAUCAUCGUCCCCUGCCUGGAGCAGACCAGCUGCAUGAAGGGUCUUGCCGACAACAGUUACCUCUACCUCAACCAGAUGGUGACGUUGCCCUUCUCCAUCCCCAAGAUGGGUGCCCGCUCCCACCUGCAAUGCCUGGAAGCUGCCAUCCAAACGCGAGAGGACCUCACGUACCGCAUCAUCACCAGCAACGUGGAACGCCGCCGAGCCAAGUGCCAGGGCAUCCCGGUGGUUCCCAGCCAGUGGGAAGUGGACGCUGAAGCCAUCCGCUGCAUCCACAAAGCUUUCCGCUGCCUCCACAACAGCGCUGAUGCUCUCGCCCAUUACCUCCCCACCAACAGUGCCCACGUCCACUGCAUUGUCAACACCAUCCCCAUCACCCUACGGCUCCUCCUGCACCUCACCGGCACCCCCAACACCCCCUCGCCCCGCGCUGCCACUGCUUGGGUAGUGUUGGCUGACCAGUGGCCAUGCUGACUGAGCUGGGCGCUGCAGUGCCUGGAAGAUGCUUGGCAGAGCUGGCCGGCACUGAAUUUUGGCACACAAUCUUUGUGGAGCAUCUUCCAGGAGAAUGUGGGGGAACUGAGCGCCCUGCGGCAGCCGUUGCACAAUGUCCCCAGCCUGGACGAGGACCCUGAGCUUUUCCAGACCUUCCUCGCCUGCGACUUCCCCUUCACCACCCGUGAUGCACAUGCCUUCCUCGGCGUCACUGUCAACCUGGACCACUCCAUCCGGCACAAGAUGGGGCUCCUACGUGGCCUCAACUGCUUGCAGAAAGCUGCCACUGCCCCGGUGUCUUGCAGUGUCCAGUGUCCCCACCCCAAGUGAUGGGUGACACCGGCAUCAGGUCUCCAGGUGAUACCUCUGGCCAUGGGGUCCCCAAAAUAGGCUCAGACAUCAGUGACACCAGGGUGUCCCCGUGGUCGGUGGCCUGAUGAUGCCCAUGACCCAUUGGCCUCCCCUGGCUUAUUUUGGAACCUGUUUGGGGACAGGGAUGGGGACAAUUCCAGUCCCCCCAUCCCUCCUCCAAGAAAAGACACUUGCAGGGGGUGAAAAUGCCACCAGAGGAUGGAACUGGGGUGACUGGGAGAGACUGGGAGGC